This is a messenger RNA of Andrographis paniculata, 3271 nucleotides long. RefSeq lists its product as uncharacterized. Gene Ontology annotation, biological process: carbohydrate metabolic process; glucosylceramide catabolic process. Gene Ontology annotation, molecular function: glucosylceramidase activity; beta-glucosidase activity. The transcript is spliced from 20 exons. Gene Ontology annotation, cellular component: membrane. The coding region runs from base 151 to 3003 and encodes 950 amino acids. The record is from RefSeq and is a predicted model, not a curated record. NCBI's taxonomy places the organism in Eukaryota, Viridiplantae, Streptophyta, Magnoliopsida, Lamiales, Acanthaceae.
GUUUGGCUACUUCGCGUCGUCGAAAAGCGUGCGUCGUGUUCGUGGCUUUCUAUCGAUCGCUGGAAUCUCGGCCACUGGACUUGGAUGCGUGGGCUGUGAUUGUGCAUUGCUGCAAGAGGUUUGGGGUUUUGAUUUGUGGGGUUUGGAGAUAUGUCGUGGAAUGGAGUUGAUGGCGAAGGAAAGCUCCGGAUUUUGCAUAGAGAUGAUGAUGAGGUUGAAGUUGAUCCCGGGAAGCUUCCAUCUCUUACGUGGAAACGAAAACUAAGUGCUGAGGAGAAUGCUCUUGUGGAACUCGAGCUAAGUUUCAAAGAGAAAAUGAGUCUGGCACCUAUAGGUUAUAGGCUCUGGCGGUACCUCCAACAGGAAAAAUACGAAUGCGGGCAAGUAUUUAUGGAUCCAUUUACGAAGCGCCAUACAUCAUCUUGCCAUGGUGUUCCUGUUGGUGGCAUCGGCGCUGGAAGCAUCGGAAGAAGCUACAAAGGCGAGUUUUUACGUUGGCAGUUGUUUCCUAGGAUUUGUGAAAGUAAACCAGUCUUGGCAAACCAAUUUUCUGUAUUUGUUUCACGGCGUAGUGGUGAAAAAUAUUCCAGCGUGCUGUGCCCGAAGAGUCCAGAAAUUCGAAGUAGCGACAAUUCAGCUCCCGGAAUAGAAUCGUGGAAUUGGAAUCUGAGAGGGCAGAAGUCGACGUACCAUGCAUUGUAUCCGAGGGCUUGGACAGUGUAUGAAGGUGAGCCUGAUCCGGCUUUAAACAUUGUGUGUCGCCAAAUUUCCCCUGUCAUCCCCCACAACUAUAAGGAGAGCAGCUACCCUGUGGCAGUAUUCACGUAUACGUUGUCGAAUUUGGGAAAGACCGAAGCUGAUGUCACCGUGCUCUUCACCUGGGCUAACUCUGUUGGUGGCGAUUCUGGACUCACAGGACACCAUUACAAUUCGACAUUUAGGACAAAGGAUGAUGUGGAAGGAGUUCUGCUGCACCAUAGCACUGCAAAGGCACAGCCCUCAGUGACAUAUGCAAUCGCAGCACGAAAGAGUGAUGGAGUCCACGUCUCCGACUGUCCGUGUUUUGUGAUAUCUGGAAAUGCCCCGGGCAUCACAGCAAGAGACAUGUGGCGUGAGAUCGACGAGUACGGAUCAUUUGAUCGCCUAGACUGCCUAGAGACAUCAAAGCCUUCCGAGCCCGGUUCAGCAAUUGGCGCGGCAGUUGCAGCUUCUGUCACAGUUCCAGCUGAAAGUAAUCGAAGCAUUACGUUUUCGUUAGCUUGGGCUAACCCGCAAGUAAGCUUUCCUGGUGGAAGAACUUAUCGCAGACGUUACACCGAAUUCUACGGUACUCAAUGUGAUGCAGCCUCAAAUAUUGCUCGUGAUGCCAUUGUUGAGCAUCACCGUUGGGAAUCGGAGAUCGAAGCAUGGCAAAGACCUAUUCUGGAAGACAAGAGGCUUCCUGAAUGGUAUCCGAUCACUCUUUUCAACGAGCUUUACUAUCUCAACGCCGGGGGAACAAUCUGGACAGAUGGUUCGCUGCCGGUACACAGUCUGCUUACCGUCGGGAAAAGAAAGUUUUCUCUCGGAAAAUGCAAUUCAGAUGUUAGAGCCGAUGCAUCCAACCAAAACAAGACGGCGCUGAAUAUCCUCGACCGGAUGGCCUUGUUGGCACAGGAUUUUAACACUACUGUGUCGAUGACUUCUGCUUUGGGUACAAAUUUGCUUCAGAAAGGCGAGGAAAACAUUGGGCAGUUCCUCUACUUCGAAGGGAUCGAAUAUCAUAUGUGCAAUACGUACGAUGUUCAUUUCUACGCGUCGUUUGCGCUAACUAUGUUGUUUCCAGAGCUCGAACUCAGCGUGCAGAGAGACUUCGCGGCUGCGGUGAUGAUGCAUGAUCCUAUGAAGAGGAUGCUUUUAACGGACGGGACUAAUGUCCCGAGAAAGGCCCUUGGCGCAGUCCCUCACGACAUUGGAAUGAACGAUCCGUGGUUCGAAGUAAACUUCUAUAAUCUUCACAACACGGAUCGAUGGAAAGACUUGAAUUCGAAGUUCGUUCUCCAAGUUUACAGAGAUGUGGUCGCCACGGGCAAUAACGACUUCGCUCGAGCUGUGUGGCCAUCCGUCUACGUCACGUUGGCUUACAUGGAUCAGUUCGACAAGGACGGAGACGGCAUGAUAGAGAACGAAGGAUUCCCCGAUCAGACAUACGACACAUGGUCAGUUACCGGUACCAGCGCAUACUGCGGCGGCUUAUGGGUCGCCGCCUUGCAAGCUGCCUCAGCUCUCGCACGAGUAGUCGGGGAUAAGGGAUCGGAGGACUAUUUCUGGUUCCGGUUUCGGAAAGCGCAGGAAGUGUACGCCAAGCUAUGGAACGGUUCUUAUUUCAACUACGACGACAGCGGGAGCAGCAAUAGCUCGUCGAUUCAGGCCGAUCAAUUGGCGGGACAAUGGUAUGCUCGAGCUUGCGGCCUUCAACCCAUUGUCGAUGAAGAGAAGGCGCGGAAAGCACUCGACAAGAUCUACAAUUUCAACGUGAUGAGAGUGAAAGACGGGAGGGUGGGAGCGUCGAACGGGAUGCUGCCGGACGGGAAGCCGGAUACGUGCACGCUACAGUCGCGGGAAAUCUGGAGCGGAGUUACGUACGGAGUUGCUGCGUGCAUGAUUCACGAGAACAUGAUCGACACGGCGUUUGGAACCGCGGUCGGCGCGUACGAAGUGGCUUGGUCCGACACGGGUAAAGGAUACGCCUUCCAGACGCCCGAGGGGUGGAACUUUGAAGGGGAGUAUCGAUCACUCGGGUACAUGCGACCUCUAGCGAUUUGGGCGAUGCAAUGGGCGCUCGCGCCGCGGUUUAACAUUGUUCCAAGACAUGAAAUGAAAGGCGAGGUGAAGGAAGAAACGGUGGCGGCUGAACACGCCGGCUUCGCGGAAGUGGCUCGGCUACUAAAGCUUCCGAAUGAGGGCGACUCUCGGAGCCUUUUACAAGUUGUGUUCGACUGUACGUGUAAAAGAAUGAUUUGACUAGAGCACGUCCGCUCGAAGCCUUUUUACAAGUUUUUUUUUUUUUUUUAUAUGAUCUUGAGAAUUCGAAACUGUUAUUCGAAAGUACCCAUCGGUAAAUCUUUGGUCUGACAGACAAAUUACACGAGGCAAAUUAUGUGUGACAGAUAUUCUGGAGGAUGACGCAAAAGACAGUCGACCCAAGAUGAAAAAGCCCUUGUCUAGGGCUUAAGAUUAAAAAAAAGUUUAAAAUAUAUAAAUAUGUAUACUAUAUUUAUAUAUAAUGAGU